AUGAAAAGGUAUGUGAAGCUGCUGAAGCUCUCCCCUAAUGAGGCCCUUCUGGAAUUACUGCUGCUGUUGUUGCUGGGGUUGCGUGUCCUAGCUGUGUGUCCCUCUAUAUGCACCUGCAGCCGCAGCCACAGGGAAGUCGACUGCUCUUGGAGGGGUCUGAGACUGCUUCCUGAUGGGCUACAGUACAACCUGCACUCUCUCAAUUUGUCCCACAACCGUUUUCAGAACAUGGACGACCGCCUCACUCUGUACACGCAUCUCCGCGUCCUUGAUGUGUCUCACAACCGACUGACUCACCUACCCACAGGCUUACCCCGCUCGCUGUGGCAGCUUUACGCAGCCUCUAACCGCAUUCAGUGCCUGGACAAGAAUGACACAGUCUACCAGUGGAAUUUGCAAAUCCUUGACCUCUCCAAAAACAAACUGGAGCGAGCUGUCUUCAUUAACAAUACACUAAUUAACCUGCACACACUUAACCUAAGCCAUAAUCACUUCUGGACCCUGCCCACCAACAUGCCUAUACAUUUAGACACUAUUGACAUCUCCCACAAUUUGCUUGUGAAAGUGCUGCCCGGAUCAUUGGACCGACUUCCCAGACUUACUCACUUCUAUCUGCAUGCUAAUCGGUUUUCCUCACUGCCAUUUGGAGCCUUGGAUAAGAUGACGUCCCUUAAAGUCAUCACUCUAGGCAACAACCCAUGGGCCUGCCACCUUCAUGAUGACGUUGCCUACAUAGUAUCCUGGUCUCAACAUACGUUUGCCCGUGUCCUGGGCUGCCCUUGCCAUACCCAGUCUAUUUGUGGAGGCGUCCACCAUGGCAGGACUGGAGGCUGGCACUUUGCCUCCUACAAUCUACCACCUCUCGCAGCCAGUGCCCAGGACUUGAACUCCAUAACCCCUGAAGCCGGUGUCACUAAUUGGUGGUACUUGUCUGUUUCUUCGAAGAACGGCAUCCCACACUCCACCGGGGAGAGUUUGAGCACAGAGCACCACCCUUUCACAGCCACACCCAUUGGUAUCUCCACCCUGCAACCUAGACCUACAAGCACACACCACACUAUUAAGCACCUUUUUGUCACAACAGUAGCAGACCACAUGUUCUAUACCUAUUUUAGUUUGGAAAAGACUUCACUUGACAUGACUGAAACCUCCCCCAUUUCUGAUAUUACAGAAACCCCCAUCAGGCCUGACGUGACACUGGCCACAGACCAGUUCUUUACCACAGAGAGCCCUUCCGUCCACACAAAGAAGACAACGACACUCCGCACCAGAAGUGUUAGGAGGCACAAUCAGUCUCUCCCCGGUGGUAUCAGCAACACCAGCCCGGUGGCUCUUUCCUUCUCGCUUAGUUUCCUGCAGACCCUUGCACUUCUGUCUCUCAUUCUGCAAUAAGUCAUCUGAAAAACACAAGAUACACAGUGUAACGAAUUUACAAAACAAAGAAAAAGAGCACAACACAUGCACAAGACAAGUGACUGUUAAAAAAACUGUUAUGGUUGUGUAUUGUCAGCUCCUUUCAGCAGGCCUUUAUGGUAUGAUGCAACUUUUGUAAUUAGAUGUAAAAUUAGACCGCUUCAGCUUUUCUAACAACACUUUUUACAAGCAUUCCUUCAAAUGCACUGUUUCAAAAAUAACAAUGUAAUGAACAUAGAUAAGCACAUGAUGGCACA
Molecule: messenger RNA, 1670 nt
Organism: Sphaeramia orbicularis (orbiculate cardinalfish)
Lineage: Eukaryota; Metazoa; Chordata; Actinopteri; Kurtiformes; Apogonidae
Product: oligodendrocyte-myelin glycoprotein-like
Exons: 2
Coding region: 1-1392 (463 amino acids)
Biological process (GO): neuron projection regeneration
Molecular function (GO): protein binding
Source: RefSeq, a predicted model, not a curated record